Lycium barbarum (goji berry) is the source of this 558-nucleotide messenger RNA. RefSeq lists its product as uncharacterized. The transcript has a single exon. Bases 1 to 558 code for a protein of 185 amino acids. NCBI's taxonomy places the organism in Eukaryota, Viridiplantae, Streptophyta, Magnoliopsida, Solanales, Solanaceae. The record is from RefSeq and is a predicted model, not a curated record.
AUGCAAGCAAUGUCAACAUUCGUCGAAGAAUUCAGGGUUCGAAAUGAAACCGAGUCCGAGUUUUUCGUUCAGUAUGAUAGGGCUAUCUUCAGUUGUCCUGAAAAUGGAGAAUGUUUAAAGGAAAAGGGAGAUGAUCCCGAGAAGCUGGAGAAAGCUGGGAAGGAGAAGGAAGUUGAAUACUCUGCUGCACCAGAAGAUGAUGAAUUUGAGUUUAAUAUUGUAGCUGAGCUUUCACCUAUUUCAGCUGAUGAAAUCUUCUACAAUGGUAUGAUCCGUCCAAUAUUCAAGAGAGACGACGCCAUCCACGUCAAGAAUGGCUCGAAGAAUCUCUCUGCUACGCCAGCGUCAUUCUUGAUAGAAACAACGUCGUCUGGAAUCAAUGACUUAGAAGGAAUUCCUUCAGGAACCUACUGCAUAUGGAGGCCAAGAGCAAAAGCAGAGUCUCCAGGACACUGUAAGAAGAGCAACUCUCCAGGCUCUUCAAAGCGGUUGAAGUUUCGUGACUUUCUGCAGCGAAGCAACAGCAACAGUAACAACAAUGACAUUUCCUUGUUUUGA